AUGGACUGUGAUUUCUUUGAACAAUCCUAUUAUUAUUCCCAGCCUGAUCCUCAAGGGGAGAGAGCUAGUAAUGACCUAAGUUGGCUUAUAUGUCUAGUUGUGUUUAUUAGCGGGUAUCCGGCAUUUCGGGUACCCGAAAACUUGGAUACUCGGUUAGUCGGGUAUCUUUUUAACGGCCUGUGUCCCGGUCCAAUUAAUAAAGGUACUCGUAUUUCGGUCCAACUUAGUGAUAAAGAAGAAGUUAGAUUGACCUUUGGCAGGACUUCAAAAAGAAAUGCACAUGAUUUUGAGACGUCAAAAGUGCAGUGUAAAGCCUCAAUCUAUCCUCCCCAAGGGAAGAGCUUCUCGACAACGAAUUCAAAAAUCAAAAUAAUGAAGCGAAAACAAGAGAAUAUUGCUUCUAUUUUUGCAAAACAUUUGAGAAAAGAAAGUGGAGAUAAGUCUAAUCCAACUCAACAAAGUCAAGCACAAUCAAAUAAUCCUACUCCUACUCUAUCAUCUAUUUCUUCUUCUCAAGAUGAAGAGAAAGAAAACCCCGGAAAAAGGAGAAGAAUGCCUCAAUUUCACCCAAGUGACCGAGAUAUUGUUAGAAGAGAAUAUUGUUCAAGAGAUCUUUGUCAACCUUAUAAACAUGAAUUUAAAUUGACAAAGUUUGGGAUACAAAAAACUGAUGAUAAUGUUGGACAAGAUUCCUUUGUGAUGGAUGGAUUUCAUAAUUGGAAAAGGUCAGAGUCUUUUGAUGCACAUCAAGAUAAAGAUAUUAUCAUAGAACUUUUAAAAUUUCAUGCGAAAGGUAGAUCUGAUGUUGAAGAUGUUGUGUUGGAUAAUGCCCCUAAAAAUUGUCAAAUGAUAGCUCCUUUGAUUCUAAAAGAUAUUAUCAUUGCUUGUGCAAAAGAGACCACUAAAGCAAUUAUCGCAGAAAUUGGUGACGAGUGUUUUGCUAUUCUUGCUGAUGAGUCUACAGAUAUAUCUGAUAAAGAGGAGUUGUCGGUUUGUUUGCGUUAUGUUAGCAAGAGUGGUGGAGUGGUGGAGCGCUUUCUUGGAAUUCAAUAUGUGAGGCUCAAUUGGUGGCCUCAAAACUUUAAUCUUGAUGAAUGUUCAUCUGCGCAUUAUGUUCAUUGUUUUGCUCAUCAACUUCAAUUGACAUUGGUAGCAACUUCCAAAAAGAGUGAUGAGUGUCGAUGGUUAUUUGAUGAAGUUCUCCCACAUCUAUUGAAUUUUGUUGGUGAACUUGAGUCAGGAAGUGGUUUGAAUAAAGAGCUUGGUUUAAUCCGACUAGGUGAUACUCGUUGGAGCACUUACUUUAAAUGCAUUAAAAAUGUGCUUGGUUUGUUUCGACCAAUCUUGGAGUCCUUUGAAGCCAUUGCAGAUCCUCAUAAAGCUGAUUGGACAAAGGCAUAUUCAAUCAUAAGUAUGUUGAUGUCAUUUGAUUUCAUUUUUAUAGCACAUUUGAUGGGGUCUAUAUUUGGAUUGACGAAUUCAUUGAAUAUGAGCUUGCAAAAAAAGUAUCAAGAUAUAGAUCAUGCAAUGAGUUUGACUUGUAAUUCUAGUCACAUUGGAGGUGGAAGGAGGAUGGUUCUUGGUAAAGCUCCUCAGGUGACAAAUCUUCAUCAUUAUCGAGUUGAAAUUUUUCUAAGUGUGAUUGAUCUACAAUUACAAGAACUUGACAAUCGAUUCAGUGAGAAAACCAAAGAUAUGCUUAUUUGUAUGGCUUGUUUUAGUCCUAGUGAUGGAUUCUCAUCUUUUAAUACAAAACAAUUGUUGAACCUUGCUAAAUUUUGUCCAAAUGAGUUUCCAAAUGAAGAUUUGAUAUUUUUUGAGGCAUCGCUUAAAAGUUUCAUUGGUGAUGUGAGAAAUGACGAGUGA
This is a messenger RNA of Amaranthus tricolor (Joseph's coat), 1866 nucleotides long. RefSeq lists its product as uncharacterized. The coding region runs from base 1 to 1866 and encodes 621 amino acids. The transcript has 10 exons. Lineage: Eukaryota; Viridiplantae; Streptophyta; Magnoliopsida; Caryophyllales; Amaranthaceae. The record is from RefSeq and is a predicted model, not a curated record.